AUGGCACCGGUACCAAAAAGUGGAGAGUUGUCUCACAAGAAGGCUUCGGCCGGUGGAAGCGGAAAGAAGAAGAGAAGCAGUGGGAGCGCCGGCGGUGGUAGCCCGACCAAGAAGCGCAAACCACCCAGAAGGACGCGAGAAACGCUGGGCUGCGGUCCGUGCCGAGUUAGCAAGCGCAAGUGUGCCGGUGGAUCUCUGUUUGAGGUUGAUUGUGAGGAAUGCCGCAGCAAGGGAAAGCCUUGUGUUUGGGGGCCGCCCCCUGAUGGGUGGCAGCCUUCGAUCCGUAUGAAGCUGGAGGCUAUGGUGAAGGAGGGCAGAGUGUCGAAGGAUGUUUUAGACAUGAAGGGCGAAAAUCAGAUAGCAGCUGAGGAAGCCGAGACCAAAGCUGCUGAGGGUCGAGAGGAUGGUGAGGAGAAUGUCGAGGAUGAUGGUCAGGGUGAUGGUCAGGGUGAUGGUCAGGGUGAUAAUCAGGAUGGUGGCCAGGAUGAAAAGGACGCAGGCGAGGACCAAGAAGACAAGGAUUACGGGCAAGAGGGAGGGUCCGAGGAUGGAGAGGGAGAAGAAUACUUUGAGGAGGAAGACGAAGGCCAUGAGAUCGGCGAGACACACCUUCAGCCCGCAAGCGACGAUAUCGACGUCCGACUCCCACCUCUGGGACACGACUCCGCCCCUCAACGUCCACCUCCUUAUGCCUUCGGAUACCAACCCCAAACCCUUCUUCCUGCCCUUCCUACGCCCCCGGCUCCGAACCUUUCUCUUCUCUCGGAGUCCCCGUCCCCUCUCGCCGGCUUGCUCUAUAACCAUCAAGGCUUGCAUCUGCCAGUGAUCAGAGACUUUUACCCCAUACCGUAUGGCCAUGCUCUUGGUCAUCAGCCGCCCAGAAUGAUGCCUACUCAGCAGCCCUCAAUUUCAUACCAGCAUGCUCAUCGAGAGCUUUUUAGCCGAAGGAAUUCUGGCAACAUACUACUGUCCACUCCGGAGUACCACUUCGAUGGUGCACUGUCCCAGUUUGGAGGACUGAGCCAUAUGACAUCCUCCUCUGCGUCCAUGUCUGCGUAG
Messenger RNA from Cryptococcus wingfieldii CBS 7118, 1059 nucleotides. RefSeq lists its product as hypothetical. Lineage: Eukaryota; Fungi; Basidiomycota; Tremellomycetes; Tremellales; Cryptococcaceae. The record is from RefSeq and is a predicted model, not a curated record. Gene Ontology annotation, biological process: regulation of DNA-templated transcription. The coding region runs from base 1 to 1059 and encodes 352 amino acids. Gene Ontology annotation, molecular function: zinc ion binding; DNA-binding transcription factor activity, RNA polymerase II-specific. The transcript has 2 exons.